This is a messenger RNA of Anoplopoma fimbria (sablefish), 903 nucleotides long. It is a transcript of the gene stx1b, whose product is annotated as syntaxin 1B. The transcript is spliced from 9 exons. The coding region runs from base 16 to 795 and encodes 259 amino acids. Gene Ontology annotation, molecular function: SNAP receptor activity; SNARE binding. Gene Ontology annotation, cellular component: SNARE complex; endomembrane system; plasma membrane. NCBI's taxonomy places the organism in Eukaryota, Metazoa, Chordata, Actinopteri, Perciformes, Anoplopomatidae. The record is from RefSeq and is a predicted model, not a curated record. Gene Ontology annotation, biological process: exocytic insertion of neurotransmitter receptor to postsynaptic membrane; vesicle fusion; intracellular protein transport.
GACCGGGACCACUUCAUGGAUGAGUUCUUCGAACAGGUGGAGGAGAUCAGAGGCUGUAUAGAAAAGCUGUCGGAGGAUGUGGAGCAGGUCAAGAAGCAGCACAGCGCCAUCCUGGCCGCCCCCAACCCUGACGAAAAGACCAAGCAGGAGUUGGAGGACCUCACAGCUGACAUCAAGAAGACAGCCAAUAAAGUUCGCUCAAAAUUAAAAGCAAUCGAGCAGAGCAUCGAGCAGGAGGAGGGUCUCAACAGAUCAUCAGCAGACCUCAGGAUCCGCAAGACACAGCACUCGACGCUGUCUCGUAAGUUUGUGGAGGUGAUGACUGAGUACAACACCACGCAGUCCAAGUAUCGCGACCGCUGCAAGGACCGCAUCCAGAGACAGCUGGAGAUCACUGGGAGAACCACCACCAACGAAGAACUAGAGGACAUGUUGGAGAGUGGCAAGCUGGCCAUCUUCACCGAUGAUAUCAAAAUGGACUCUCAGAUGACCAAGCAGGCUCUGAACGAGAUCGAGACCCGACACACCGAGAUCAUCAAGCUGGAAAACAGCAUCCGUGAGCUGCACGACAUGUUCGUGGACAUGGCCAUGCUGGUGGAGAGCCAGGGAGAGAUGAUUGACAGAAUUGAGUACAACGUGGAACACUCUGUGGACUACGUGGAGCGAGCCGUAUCCGACACUAAGAAGGCCGUCAAAUACCAGAGCCAGGCCCGCAAGAAGAUCAUGAUCAUCAUCUGCUGCGUCAUCCUCGGCGUGGUCCUGGCGUCAACCAUCGGCGGCACGCUGGGCUUCUAAGACGCUCCGCCAUCCGCCGCCGUGACGACCGACACCGACCGACCGUCCGACCGCCAGCAUAGAAAAGAACACCGACGACAACAACACAAAAACUUGAAACACAAAUGC